This is a messenger RNA of Aphanomyces astaci, 1051 nucleotides long. RefSeq lists its product as hypothetical. The coding region runs from base 11 to 958 and encodes 315 amino acids. The transcript is spliced from 5 exons. Gene Ontology annotation, molecular function: hydrolase activity, hydrolyzing N-glycosyl compounds. Lineage: Eukaryota; Oomycota; Saprolegniomycetes; Saprolegniales; Verrucalvaceae. The record is from RefSeq and is a predicted model, not a curated record.
CAAUAAUCUCAUGAAAGUCGUGCUGGAUACUGAUGGCGGGCUUGACGACGCGCUGGCCAUUUUGACAGCGGUGAACCUACUACCUCCAGGCACAGUGGUUGGGAUUACGACCGUCUUCGGCAACGUGGAUCUGCACCAAGCCACCCACAACGUGAAGAAGGUUCUCGAGGUCUCCAAGGACCCAUCGAUUCCAGUGUACUCUGGCGCCCGCGCUCCACUAGUGUCAUCAGUGGAAGCAACAGAAAAGUGGGAUGGCCAUGGCCCGGACGGAAUGGGCGGCGUCGCUGGCAUCGCCGAAGACAGGGGUGUUCAACCAAACGACGCAGUUCCUGCCUUGAUCAAGUACGCCCGGAUGUACCCUGGCGAACUCGUGGUGAUUCCCAUCGGCCCAGCGACGAACAUUGCACUGGCCAUUGCCGCCGACCCAUCGUUUGUGUCGAAUGUCGCGCAGGUGCUGUACAUGGGCUGCACCAUCAAAGGCGAGGGGAACGUCACCCCUCAUGCCGAAUUCAACACGGCCUGCGACCCAGAAGCAUGCCAGGCGAUGCUCACGGCGUUCGCGGGCAAGCUCACGGUGGUCGGGUGGGAGUUCACGCUGGAACAUGGGCUUCCGUGGUCCAUCUACCACGACUUGUGCGCCAUCGACACCCCCGAAGCCCGCUUCCUCCGAGGGAUCUGCGCCACGUACGAAACCCACCAGCAUGAGAUGCCGUUUGUCCUGUGUGACGUGUACACUGCCGUGCUGCUCGUCGACCCCGCCUAUGUUCUGCAUUCCAAGCUGGCCACGUGCAGUGUCAACUUGUCGGACGGCCCCCUCCGAGGCGCGUGCACGUGGACAGACGCGACGGACGCGGCCGCCGCCAUCAAAGUGAUUUGGAAGGUCGACAACGAUCGCUUCGUGAGUGUGUUGCGGCGACUGGUGCAAGGGGAUGUCCAUCUCUAUCUCGAUAAACCUUAGAGUGUGAUCAUCUGGACCUAUAGUGCUCAAUACAGUGUAAUAUUGGGGCUCCUCCACAACCAUAAACUGAUAGACUUUUCGAUACCAGAAAGU